Messenger RNA from Oncorhynchus mykiss (rainbow trout), 735 nucleotides. Lineage: Eukaryota; Metazoa; Chordata; Actinopteri; Salmoniformes; Salmonidae. The record is from RefSeq and is a predicted model, not a curated record.
AUGCCGGUACAGCAGCCGGCCCCAACCCUAGCUUCAACCCUAGCCCCAGCCCGAAGCCCCAACCCUGGCCCAGCCGCAGCCGCAGCCCCAACCCCAGACCCAGUCCGAAGCCCCAACCCUGGCCCAGCUCCAACCCCAAGCCCCAACCCUGGCCCAGCCGCAGCCCCAACCCAGACCCAGUCCGAAGCCCCAACCCUGGCCCAGCCCCAACCCCAACCCUGGCCCAGCCGCAGCCCCAACCCCAGACCCAGUCCGAAGCCCCAACCCUGGUCCAGCUCCAACCCAAAGCCCCAACCCUGGCCCAGCCGCAGCCCCAACCCUAGACCCAGUCCGAAGCCCCAACCCUGGCCCAGCCCCAACCCCAACCCCAACCCCAACCCCAACCCUGGCCCAGCCGCAGCCCCAACCCCAGACCCAGCCCGAAGCCCCAACCCUGGCCCAGCCGCAGCCUCAACCCCAGACUCAGUCCGAAGCCCCAACCCUGGCCCAGCCACCAACCCCAACCCCAACCCGAAGCCCCAGCCGCAGCCCCAACCCCAGACCCAGUACAAAGCCCCAACCCUGCCCCAGCCCCAGCACCAGCCCCAGCCCGAAGCCCCAACCCUGGCUCUGGUCCAUCCCCAGCCCGAAGCACCAACCCUGGCCCAGCCGCAGCCGCAGUCGCAGCCCCAACCCCAGACCCAGUCCGAUGCCCCAACCCUAGCCCAGCCGCAGCCUUACACUACAGUAGCCUAA